AUGAUAACUAUUUUCAGUGAGAAACUAAAUCGAGAGAAGCUUUUGGAGAGUGCACUGGCUUUUCCGCAGUUGAAAAGUGUGUACAAAAAAGUACUGGACACCGGAAUGGACAGCGUUCGGCUGGUGAUCGGCAUCGACUACAGUCGCAGUAAUUUGUACCAAGGCGAAAUUUCCUUUCGCGGGAAAAGUUUGCACACCAUCGAAAAGGGUCAUUCAAAUUUAUAUCAACAGGCGAUUCAUUUCCUUGGCAAAGCUUUGCAGAACUUCGUUACCGACGGAAUACUGGUGUAUGGAUUUGCAGAUGCCAGGACGGCAGAGAAGACCAUUUUUUCACUGAACAAGCGUGGCACCGUUUGUCACAGCUUCAACGACGUUCUCAGGGUGUACAACGAGACAACUCCUCGGGUGACCCUUGGCGACUCGACUAAUUUUGUUCCGCUGAUCAAAAAAGUCGCUCACCUCUGCAAACACUUCUUGUCUUACCAUUUGCUUGUCAUCAUUGCCGAUGGUCAAGUCACUAACGACAUCGUUAACCAACGGAUCAUAGCGCAUGCGGCAAGAUAUCCAAUAUCGAUGAUAAUGAUUGGAAUUGGCGAUGGGCCAUGGGAUCUAAUGAAACGCUACGAUUACAUGUAUUCAAGAAGGCGGUUUCCAAACUUUCAUUUUAUAAAUUUUCAGCAGGUUUUGGAGGAAAGCCAGAACCCAGAGCUGGAUUUUGCCACCGAAGUGCUCGAAGUAAUGGAGCAGCAGUACGUUGCGAUGACAAAACUUGGAUACUUCGACGGUGGCACUCAUCACAAAUCAUGA
Molecule: messenger RNA, 807 nt
Organism: Soboliphyme baturini
Lineage: Eukaryota; Metazoa; Nematoda; Enoplea; Dioctophymatida; Soboliphymatidae
Source: the annotation of a GenBank genome assembly